Arabidopsis arenosa is the source of this 865-nucleotide messenger RNA. NCBI's taxonomy places the organism in Eukaryota, Viridiplantae, Streptophyta, Magnoliopsida, Brassicales, Brassicaceae. The record is from the annotation of a GenBank genome assembly.
AGAAGCUUCAAGAUCAGAAAAGAUGGAAGUUAGAGAGAAGAAAGAUGAGAAAAUGGAGAUGACAAGAAGACAAUCAUCAGCUUUAGAUCAUCAUCGUCUUCCUCCGUACACUUACCCUCAAACCGCCGACAAAGAGAAACCCACCACCAAAAGAAACGGGUCGGAACCGGAUCCGGAUCCGGAUCUUGAUACCAACCCAAUUUCUAUAGCUCCUGCUCCAAGAUCAUACGUUACGCCUCAAACUACUUCUCCGGGGAAGGCAAGGUAUAGAGAAUGCCAAAAGAACCACGCGGCGAGCUCUGGUGGACACGUGGUAGACGGUUGCGGCGAGUUUAUGUCUUCCGGUGAAGAAGGCACGGCGGAGUCUCUUCGUUGUGCAGCUUGUGAUUGUCAUCGGAGUUUCCAUAGGAAAGAGAUCGACGGUUUGUUUGUUGUCAAUUUCAAUAGCUUUGGCCAUUCUCAGAGGCCGCUCGUUAGCCGCCACGUUUCUCCGAUAAUGAUGAGUUUUGGUGGUGGUGGUGGUGCGGCGGAGUCAUCAACGGAGGAUCUAAACAAGUUUCAUCAAUCUUUUAGUGGUAAUGGAGUGAAUCAGUUUCAUCAGUAUCAACCCAAGAAACGGUUUAGGACAAAGUUUAAUGAAGAACAGAAAGAGAAGAUGAUGGAGUUCGCUGAGAAGAUUGGUUGGAGAAUGACUAAACAAGAAGACGAUGAAGUGAAUCGGUUUUGUCGUGAGAUUAAUGUGAAAAGACAAGUGUUUAAAGUUUGGAUGCACAACAAUAAACAAGCAUCAAAGAAGAAGGAUUUGUAAGAGAUUUUCUAUAUAUACUAAUUUUACUUCUCUUUGUUCAACAUUCCUCAACUUAAU